AUGGCGCCGAUCACUUCACUUCCUCAGAGGAGGACUAUCCUCUCUUCUCAGUUUCUCAUACUCAUCAUACUGUCACUCCUUUCUCACGUCUAUUCCAGACCAACAACUGGCCACAUAUCCAGUGCUGCCGCUUCUGAGGCUGUAUGCCGGAAUGAAGCAUUCAAUCCUUUUGACUAUUCUGUAAAGCCGGCUCGCAUCCCAAAUGCGCCGGUCUGCGCGGCGGUUGAUACUCGCGACUUGCUCCUCACUCGCCAGGUGACGCAGCAGGAAGACUACAGUUGCGGUGAAGGUCGGCCGUGCCGGAACGGAGCUUGCUGUCCCAAGGAGACUGGGUGGUGCAACUACGGCCCUAAGGCCUGCGGAACAUCGGGAACCUCGCCCAACGAAGUAUGCUGGAGCAACUGUAAUGCCAAGGCAGAAUGUGGCCGGUACGCGGACCCUCCUGGAAAGGAGUGCCCUCUGAACGUCUGCUGCUCAGCCUUUGGCUUCUGCGGCAUGACGUCGGAAUAUUGCAAAGUUACCGACGACGAGGAGGAGUCCUGCCAAAGCAAUUGCAAACAGCCUGAUUCCGGGAAAACCGGCGGCGAUGUACGCAAACGCGUGAUCGGGUACUACGAGGCCUGGGUCCACGAUAGAAAAUGCAACGGCAUGUCCAUAGAACAAAUCCCAGUCGGGGCACUCACUCAUUUGAUGUUCUCUUUCGGCUACAUUACGCCGGACAACUUCCAGAUCGUUCCUAUGGACGAUCUGGAACAGAACCUCUUCUCCAAAAUGAGCGCGCUGAAGCGGAAGAACAAGGCGUUGAAGGUGAUGGUGGCCCUUGGUGGUUGGACGUUUAACGACCCGGGACCGACGCAAAAGGUCUUCCAUGAAGUUGCCAGGACGAAAGCGAACCGGUCCAAGUUCAUUGCCAAUCUGCUAAGCUUCAUGCGCCAGUAUGCCUUUGAUGGUGUCGACUUCGACUGGGAAUAUCCAGGCGCUGAUGAUCGUGGCGGCGCGGAAGAGGAUGGCGAGAACUUCACCUUGCUCCUCGAGGAAUUGAGAGACGCAAUCUCAAGGCAGCCCAUUGAAUAUGUUGUCUCUUUCACCACGCCAACUAGCUACUGGUACCUCCGCCAUUUCGACUUAAGGGCAAGCAUCGCGGCAGUAGACUUCGUCAAUAUCAUGAGUUACGAUCUUCACGGCGUCUGGGACUCUUGGAACCCCAUCGGAAGUAACGUGUUAGCCCACACCAACUUGACCGAGAUCAACCUGGCUCUCGAUCUCUACUGGCGAAACAGCAUUCCCCCAGAGAAGCUAAACCUCGGUAUCGGGUUUUACGGACGAUCCUUCCAGCUGGCGGACCCUUCCUGCUUCAAGCCAGGGUGCAAAUUUAAGGGUGGUGCUUCGCCUGGAUCUUGCACCAAGAACUCGGGCACUCUCGCGUACCGUGAGAUCGUCGACAUCAUCGAAAAGAAGAAGCUAAAGCCCUACUACGAGAAGAAGCACCAAGUCAAGUACAUCGUCUGGGACCAAGACCAAUGGGUCAGCUAUGACGACGAAGAGACGAUUGAAGCCAAGAUAAAAUUCGCUAACGACCAAGGCCUGGGUGGUGUCUUGAUCUGGUCGGUCGAUCAAGACACGGACGACCUCAAAGCCCUUUCUGCCGUGGUCGGAAGGAAAACGAUUGCCCUCGCAAUGAAAGACAAAACCGCGGAAGACUCAGCUUGUACGUGCAUCCUAAUACGUGGACAAGACAUUCAUAGCCCAACUGCCGUGGUUAUCCAAAGAUUUCAUUGGAAGGACAUCGCGGAUCAGAAAUGCUACGUCACAGACUGUGGUGACCACUGCAAGGCAGGCUUCAAGAGAGUCACUUCGCAACCCUGUGGUGGCGCCGCAUUCUUGACGAGGCAUUCUACCGAAGAGGAUAGCGAGCUUUGCUGUCCCCUCACGAGCUUCCCCAACGAAGAUGACUGCACAUGGCGCGGCUCGGACCCUUUUUGCAACGGUCGCUGCCACGACGGUGAAGCCCUGCUCCAGUUGAACCGCUGGGGAGACGGGAAGUACUGCGAAGAUGGCCACAAAGCAUACUGCUGCGCUGUGCCUCAAGGCAAAAAUCAGAAAUGCUACUGGUCAGGCAUGGGGAAGAAUUGCAAGGAUGGCGAUGAGCCUUUGACGUUCGCUGGUACUUUCCUAUCAGACAUCGCUGAUGUGGCGCAGUGGUUCGGACUCGUCGGCAAGGUCCUCUCCGAAGCCCUCGACGACGUCGACAUGGCCCUGCAGGAAAGGUACUGCUGCCCUCCGGAGGAUCUCGACACUUGGAAGAACUGCGAAUGGAAGGGAAAGCCCGGGUCCUGCUUCGACAACCACUGCGACGCCAAUACACAGGUACAGCUCACUACUAACCGCUACGGGCUCGGUCAGUCCUGCUCACCGAGGCUUGAGCGGGCCAGGGUGUUCUGCUGUGACCCUCCUGACGGAGAGACUCUCUUCCUCCCCGUACCGCUCGAAGAUCUGUUCCCCAACCCGCCAAGCAGUGACAAGGUGGACACGAAGUUUGACCUCAACAUUGACAGCACCUGGGGCGACGGGACACCGGAUACAGAUACCGAUGACAACCCAGAUGAAGCUUCCUUCCAGUUUUACGUCUUGGCUGCUCCGGACGAGAUACAGACCUCUCUCGACAAGCGAGACGGCUCGCACUGGGAUGUCUACAACUGCAAAGACGCCGAGAGCGAGGCGGAGCAGACCGUCCAGAUAGUCUGCACGGAUAUCUCCGAGGAUAGCAAUUGUAACCACAUCCGGAGAGGCAAGGGUGUGCCCGGAACGAUCCUGCAGAUGCCGAAGGGCUGCGGCCCGGGCAAGUAUGCCGUUGCCGUGGAUAUGGUCGUAGCUAAGAACCAGACGCUGCCUCACCACAUCACCAAACGCAAGCUCCGCCACACCCCGAUCGUCUACGACCUCUCCUUUGACUAUAACUUCGCGCGCGUCCCGCGCGACUUCGGCGACACGCAGCUGCGUGUCGACUUCAGCAAUCAGCAGGGCUACUGGGACAACGUGGUGGCGGCGACGGCUAGCAAGAAGCGCAAGGGCAAGCGGUCGCUCGCGGACGUGGGCGGGAAUCACAAGAGGUGGCUCGAGGAGGAAUGGCGCGACGACAUGCACUACGGCGCGCUGAGCCGCGAGGAGCUGCACAAGCGGUGGUUCGGCUCCGACGUGCUCGACUGGCUCAAGGGCCUCCUCAACGUCAAUAUCAAGAAGGAGAAGCGCCACGACUACGAGGAAGACGUGUCGGUGAUCAUCCUCCAAGAGGACUGGACGUGCGAGCGGCAGAACACCAAGUUCCAGGCCAAGCUCGACGCCGUGGCCACCGCGAGCAUCAAAAUGUCGUCCUCGUUCGGCUUCACCCUCAUCACGACGCUAGGCACGCCUCCGCUAGACCUGAGCCAGUCGUACCUGCACUUCAACAACGAGGGCGUCGUCGAGGCCAUCUUCACCAUCGAUGCCCUCGCCCGCGUCGACUGGGACUCGAAGGUUUUCCAGCUCGGGCCGGGCAUACCCUUCCCGGGCGGGUCGUUCAAGAUCCCCGGCAUUAUGACGGUGGGGCCGGAGCUGAUCCUGCAGGCGCGUCUCAAGGCCGGCAUCAAGGUCGAGGGCCACGUCGAGGCCCGCGUAACCCUCGCCGACUGGGAGAUCAGUCAGACCUACCCCCAACAGAACGACUACGACCCCAAGAGCGAGAAAUCGCCCAAACGCGACAUGAACACCAAGGACCUGCUCAAGCCCACGUUCGACGCGUCCGUCGAGGCCUCUGGCUACGUCGAGGCCCACCUGAUACCGACCAUCAGCUUCGGCAUCGACUUCGACGACUUCUGGAAGAUCGGCCGAGCCAGUGCCGACCUCGUCGUCGACGGGUGGGUGCGCAUGCGCGCGAAGAGCGACAUCGUUGGGGGCGACUGCUCGUUCGGGUACGGCAUCGACGCCGGCGUGGUCCUGCUCGCCGAGGCGACGGUGCCCGACUACUUCGACUGGGACGCGGAGCCGGUGCGGCUCGGCAGCCUGGACAAGACGCUAGUGCCGAGCGGCGACAAGGAGUGGGAGUGCCUGACGGGCACGAACAAGACGGUGCGGGCCAUCGGUGGGCUCGACGUCAACGACACGCGCCCGUUGAUUGAACGCGCGUUGCGGCCGCACUCGCGGCUCGGCAAGCGGCUCGUCCCGUACGGGCCCGUCAUCUCGCUGCCCAAGGGCGAGCGGCUCUGCCCCAACAAGGGCGGGCCGGCGACGCUGACGCCGUGCGACGAGACGUACGCCGUCGACGACAUGUACCAGGACGCCGACGACGUGGGCUCUCUCGCGCGCCGCUCGCGCUUCGGCGAGGCCGACCUCGCCGACUACACGGCGGCGCACAACAUCACCGCCGACGAGGCCGAGUCGCUGCACCUGCACAAGUGGGUGGAGCGUCUGUCCAAGGACUCCCUGCAUAUCUGCAAGGGCGACGCGCAGAUGCUCGUCAAGUUUCCCGAUUACGACACGAACGGGGAUAUCUACGAUAACGCGAACUGGAAGGACUGCAACAACUACGAAUUCGGAAAGCAGACUACCAAGCAGGAAGACAUCAAGAGACCCCCGGGCUCGAAGCGAGAAUUCGAGCGGUACAUCGUCGAGCACGUGCUCGAGGCGCAGAUGAUGGUGGAGUUCUUCAAGACGUUCCCCAACACGGGGGCGGACUCGGUGUGCAAGAAGCUGAAGGAGGGCGGGUUCGAGAAGAACACGAUGAUCAACGGCGUGGAGACGUACCCGCUCUACCACGUCGCGUCGGGGUACCCCAGCACGGACACGAGCGACGAGAUGAUGUGGAUCUUCGAGCCGGUCAACCUGGUCAAGGAGAAGGCGUGGAAGGGCAGCAAGGUGCCGGGCGAGGGGCAGAUGAGCAAGGCGGUCGCGAGCGAGGACACGGUCGCGACGGCGAUCCGGAGCAUGAAGAACGUCCUCAUGACCUACAAGUACCACAAGAUGGUCAACAGCAUCCUCGUCAAGCAGACGAACCGGGUCGCGACCCGGUUCGACGAGGCCGAGGACGCCAUGGUCGCGGCCAAGCGCGGCUACACGAAGCAGAACCUCAGCCAGUCGUGGAAGCGCUUCAUCAAGGGCCGCUACACCAUCGUCAUGAACAAGCUGGACUAUUUCGUCGAGAACUGGAUCACCGAGAUCGAGGGGGUCCUCAAGGACACCGACCCCGACGCGGACACGGACGAUCGCAAGAAGCUCAGGGAGAGGAUCGAGAAGCUGCGCGAGGCCGUCGACGACACUAAGAGGACUUGGACGAAUCCUUUCCCCUGAGACUCGCUAGGUUCGAAAUAGUAUAGCCAAAGCUUUCAGCAGCGUACAGGCGUAUUCGCAAUAGCAAAAAAAAAAUUUUUUGACACGCGCACAUUGUUCUACGUACU
Durotheca rogersii is the source of this 5429-nucleotide messenger RNA. Its product is annotated as family 18 glycosyl hydrolase. Gene Ontology annotation, molecular function: chitin binding; hydrolase activity, hydrolyzing O-glycosyl compounds. The transcript is spliced from 19 exons. NCBI's taxonomy places the organism in Eukaryota, Fungi, Ascomycota, Sordariomycetes, Xylariales, Xylariaceae. The coding region runs from base 1 to 5322 and encodes 1773 amino acids. The record is from RefSeq and is a predicted model, not a curated record. Gene Ontology annotation, biological process: carbohydrate metabolic process.